Molecule: messenger RNA, 3035 nt
Organism: Neopsephotus bourkii (Bourke's parrot)
Lineage: Eukaryota; Metazoa; Chordata; Aves; Psittaciformes; Psittacidae
Gene: HOXD3
Product: homeobox D3
Exons: 4
Coding region: 1043-2290 (415 amino acids)
Biological process (GO): regulation of transcription by RNA polymerase II
Cellular component (GO): nucleus
Molecular function (GO): DNA-binding transcription factor activity, RNA polymerase II-specific; RNA polymerase II cis-regulatory region sequence-specific DNA binding
Source: RefSeq, a predicted model, not a curated record
UUUUUUCCAGCCAAUACAAACCAAAGACCACGAGAAAACACAAACUUGGGGAGUUUAAACUUUCCUGUGCACCUAAAGCAAACAUUUAUUUGUUUAUUUUUAAUUCCCCUGCCUAAGCACCUCAGGCAACAACAUGCACCUCUGGUCAGCAGAAGUCGAUUGCGCUAUUUUUGUUACAAGUAUUUGCCACUGAAGACUUGUCCUCCCCUGGAGCGUGGUCAAGGCAGGGUCCAAAGGGACAGCACCCCAUACGGACAGGGAAGGAGAGGGGUGCCCGGGCGAGGCGAGGUCCCUUCCAGCCAGGGUGCGCCGAGGUGGGUGCGGGUGCCGUUCUGAGCACAAGUUGAAAUGUCGAGGCACAUUUUGUGAUUAUACUUUCUCUCUCCUGUUUAAUGGCUCCUCCUGUUACUCCCGAUACAUCAACACGGUUCUGUAUAUUAUAUCACCACUAGUCGUUAAGGUAAGAAUGAAGAGGAAAGGCAGAGUCAAUAGCAAACCCCACUCACUGUACAGUACAGUAAAUAGGGACCUCUCUGUGCAGAGCCACACCGCUUCCAACGGCCAUGUUUGUUAGCCCUUUCCCCUGAUUCUUUUUUCCUUUUUUUUCCCUCUCCUUCCCCCCAAGCCUAGAGACCAAAAUAAUCUGGGUAGGAACAGUCAUAACAGGCAGAAUUUCAAAGUGCAAGGAAGAUGAUAAGAAUAGAUUUCUACAAGUCCUGACCACGUGAUUUGCGAAAUAAUUAAUUCAGCACGUCCCUUAAGAAACACGGAGUCGUCAUUAAUCUGCCAAGCAAAGGACUCUAUCAGACUUGAAAACUGAAGAGAUCCCAAGAAUAUAAUAUACAAAGGGUGCAGUCCCUCUCUCUGCACACCUAGCUCUUUGCUAGCUGCCGAAAAAGAGACGCCCGGUCCGUGCCCACGGAUUAUCCAAAGGAACCUGAAGAUCCUACCCACACAGUUAAAGUCAAAAAUCAAGAGAAAACAUAAGUGUGGUGGAUACGAGUGGCCCGGGCCGACAACGUGAGGCGCGGGGCGGCGGUCAAUGUUAUUUGAGCGGGGGCCGCGGGCCUCGGCGAUCGCAGAGCGGAGGAUGCAGAAAGCUGCUUACUACGACAACGCGGGGCUCUUCGGGGGCUACAGCUACAGCAAGGCCGACGCCUACCCCUACGGCGGGACACACCAGUCCUACGGCCAGGCUGGCCUGGACGGCGAGUACCCCGGUUCCGCCUGCUCCGUCCAGGGCUCGGCUCCCGGCCGUGCCCCGGCCCACAAGGGCAGCGAGCUGAGCGGCAGCUGCAUGCGGACGGCGGGGGGCGGCCCAGGGGGCAGCCAGCCCUCGGGCAUCGGCGAACAGCAGCCCCCGGCGCUGCCGCCCUCCUCCCCGCCCAACCCCCCUCCCAGCGCGCCCCCUCCGAAAAAGACCAAGGGAGGCCCCAACUCCUCGGGAUCGACCACCGCCACCCUCAGCAAGCAGAUAUUCCCCUGGAUGAAGGAGUCCCGGCAGAACUCCAAGCAGAAAAGCACCUGCGCCCCUUCAGGAGAAAGCUGUGAGGACAAGAGCCCCCCCGGGCCGGCCUCCAAGCGGGUGCGCACAGCCUACACCAGCGCGCAGCUGGUGGAGCUGGAGAAGGAGUUUCACUUCAACCGCUAUCUGUGCCGGCCGCGCCGAGUGGAGAUGGCCAACCUUCUCAACCUGACAGAGCGGCAGAUCAAGAUCUGGUUCCAGAACCGCCGGAUGAAGUACAAAAAGGACCAGAAAGCCAAAGGCAUCAUGCACUCUCCCGUCGGACAGUCCCCUGACCGAAGCCCCCCCCUGAGCGGCACAAACCACGUCGGCUACUCCAGCCAGCUCCCCAGCGUCAACAGCCUCAGCUACGACGCGCCCUCGCCCACCUCUUUCGCCAAGUCCCAGCAGAGCAUGUAUGGGCUGGCCGCCUACACGGCGCCGCUGAGCAGCUGCCUGCCGCAGCAGAAGCGCUACGCGGGUGCGGAGUACGACCCCCACCCCAUGCAGAGCGGCGGCGGCGGUUUCGCCAACCCCAGCCUGCAGGGCAGCCCCGUCUACGUGGGGGGCAACUUCGUGGACUCGAUGCCGGCCUCGGGCCCCAUGUUCAACCUGGGGCACCUGCAGCACCCCUCCUCCGCCAGCGUGGACUACAGCUGCGCCGCCCAGAUCCCCGGCGGCCAUCACCACGGACCUUGCGACCCCCACCCCACCUACACGGACCUCUCCUCCCACCACAGCUCUCAGGGACGGAUGCAGGAGGCACCCAAGCUCACGCAUCUGUAGCGGGGCGGCGGGCGGCGGGGCCCGCUCCCCUCUCCAUUACCUCACUUUUCUGACGGGACAGUUACUUUGCUCUCGAGUGCCAACAGUGUUAGUGGAUUUGUCUCCCCUAGCAGCUCCCUUCUUCCUUCCGCAGCCCCGGGUAGCUCCGCGAGCAAGAGCCUUUCUCUUAGAGCUGUGUUUAAGCAUGACAGUGCAAUAUACUGCAAACCGAGGGACUGGUAAACUGGUAAUGAUGUACUUGAAGGUAAGUCUUAGAGAUGCCGUAGUGUUAGCAGCGCGUCAUGCUGAGGUGUUUUAGAGCAGGGGUGAGCAGUGGGAACUCGCCCGCGCGUAAACUUAUUCCAGAGAAGUUAAUUUAUGAAUUCUUCCGUAACGUAAGGAUCGCAUUGGACUUAACGAUAUGUAUUUAUUAUUUUAAGCGAGACAUUUUUGUAUCACUGAUUAUUUAUCCUCGUCUUAAUGUAUUUAUGUGGGUAUUUGUAGAGUUCCUUCACCAAUACUUCGGGAGAGCGAUUCAGGUCCGUGGUGACUGACAUUUCACCUAUUUAGUAUAUUCGGUCUGAGCUAGUUGAGAGAGUAGUCUUGAACAGUUGUAACAGUGGCUGGUGUUCGUAGUUUAUGUAAGGAUUAAUUAAGACAGCAAGUCGUAAGUCAUGAAUAGAGUAAAACAAACUGUGGCAUCACACAAAAGAGCCGUUACACUUAAAAAAAAAUUAAUAGUAUCGGAGUUAUUUUAAAAGUAUUU